Frieseomelitta varia is the source of this 4260-nucleotide messenger RNA. RefSeq names its product interference hedgehog-like. Gene Ontology annotation, molecular function: protein binding. Bases 252 to 2606 code for a protein of 784 amino acids. The transcript has 7 exons. Gene Ontology annotation, cellular component: axon; plasma membrane. The record is from RefSeq and is a predicted model, not a curated record. Gene Ontology annotation, biological process: axon guidance; cell-cell adhesion; nervous system development. NCBI's taxonomy places the organism in Eukaryota, Metazoa, Arthropoda, Insecta, Hymenoptera, Apidae.
UCCAGUGUGCUGGUGGACGCCAAGCGUCGUAUUCUGUAGGAGGUCGGACUCGGCAAGGCUCGCGACGACCGUUCUGGAGAAAGAAAAAAAAAAGAAAAAAAAAAUGAAGCUACCCACCGGUGAACAUUAUUAACACAGGCACGUCGUUUUCCACCGACGAGGGAAAAUUGCGAUCGGUUCGCAAGAAAUCGAAGGGAUCUGGAAACGGAUAGAUCGCACGGCUGGAUCGAAUGGAAAAGGAAUGAGUCAAGAUGCGACCUGUGCCCUCUUUAUGCGCCGUUGUUACGGUCCUGCUUCACGUCCUAGCCAGCCUUGCACAUGGGCAAAAACAGGAGCUAGGUAUGACCUUCACCAGACACCCCCAACCCCUGGACGCGCCAAUAGGCGACGAUGUGAAUUUUGAAUGCAAUCUGAACCUCGCCGCAGAACGUUUCUCCUGGCGCCACAGACCAUUAGGUUCGGAUAAGUGGCUGCAAGCUUUCCACGCGCUUAACAACGGCGGCAAAACGUCCAGACACGUGGUGAUCUUCGACAACGAAUCAAAAGCUGGGGAUUACCGUUGCAUAGCCUUUUAUGGUUCGAGCGGUUUAGCUUCUGAUCCGGCAAGAUUGACGCUUGCCACGCUGGAGAAGUUUACCGAUAAGAGUGACGUUGUUAUAAAUGUCCCAGCAGGGAACACCGUGCCUAUCACUUGCCCCGUGCCUUACUCAGCCCCAGAGGCGAUAGUACAGUUCUACAAAGACAACAACCUCGUGCAGAAUGUUAAUGUAAUCGGCAGCAAGACCAUGGUCAUCGAGAACGCCAAAGUGUCCGACAGUGGAUCGUACCACUGCACCGCUAGCAAUUACAUAACUACUCAGAUAUACUCGAGCAAUCACAGGACGAUCCUAAACGUGUAUACGAACACCAGCCUUCAGGCGCCGUUUUUCGUCAAACAGCCGCAAACAGAGUACAAGGUUCUACGGGGGAGAAACGUAACUUUAGAGUGUUUCGCCGCUGGCUACCCAGUGCCUUCUGUCACGUGGAGCAGACUAGGCGGUUCGUUGCCUUCGAACUCGAUUAAAACCGCGAUGGGCCUCGCGAUAAUUAACGUCCAGUCAGCGGACCGGGGGGAGUACGAUUGCGUGUGGAGCAGCCACGGCGUGCUCAUCAAGUCUGUGAUCAUACUGAGAGUGAUGGAGGCUCCAAAGGUGAUCAAACCGCCGAAAGCAGCCACGUUCUCCGAAGGCGGAGAAUUGGAUCUCUCUUGCACAGUGACCGGCGAACCACAGCCGAAAGUUGAGUGGCUGAUUAACGGGGAGUCUCUGAUACCUGGCGGCAACGUGGAAAUCGAAGGUUCGACUCUCUCCAUCUCCGAGGUCGAGAAGAAACACGCCGGCAUCGUUCAGUGCGUCGCGAGCAACGAAUAUGGCUCCCAUUCCGGUUACAAUCUGCUGAGAGUGAAUCCCAAGCAGCAUAUUGGCACGACUGAGAUCAGACAGGACUACGAGAUCUCGAACUCGAGGCACAAGCACACUAGAGGUGGAGGGAGAAGAAGGAGUAAGGAUGGGAAGCGUAAAGGCACUGCUGUGCUAGUACCACCGAACCAACCGAACGUCACCAGACUCUCGGACAUAUCUGUGAUGGUUAGAUGGUCCGUGCCUGAGAACACGGGACUGCCGAUUCAGUUCUUCAAGGUUCAGUACCGGGAACUCGGGCAGAAGAUGAACGGAAAACAGGCGAAGUGGAUGACCGCGAACUCGGAGAUACCGAAUCACGUGCGGUCGUUCGAGGUGACCGAUCUUCAGCCCGAUCACACGUAUCGGUUUCGAAUAGCCGCAGUUUACUCGAACAACGACAACAAACUCAGCCCGAACUCCGUGCGCUUCCACCUGAAUAAAAACGUGGGUAUCGAGAGCAACAGGAUGCCGAUACCAUUGUUGACGAACACCGAGGCGUUGGGUCCGCAGGAAGUGUUGCUCGUUUGGCAGAAUUCGGACCGAUCGGUAGACAUCGAUGGCUUCUAUGUGUAUCAUCGAGCCUCCACAUCGGCCGGCGAUUACAUAAAGACCACGGUCGAAGGGAAAGAUUCCUUCAACAUAACGAUUUCCCACUUGCUGCCGGACACAACGUACGAAUUCAAGGUGCAGAGUUUCUCCGUGGACGCGGCGUCGGAGUUCUCUCAGAUCCUCCGGCAGAAAACGGAGAAGGCACCGAACAUGAACGAACGGGACAGCCACGAUAAUAAAAACGACAAUGGCAGCAAUCUGACGUUGGACAGCCGGGUGAGACCGGCGGAUGAUAAGAACGUGAACAUGUACGCGAUAAUCGGCGGAGUUCUCGGCGGGUCCACCCUGUUGGGCAGUUUGACUGCAGUCGCCGUGGUGUAUAAGAGGACAAAACACAAGCAGAGCCGGGAGUCGUCGCAAAGCGAAGGAAAACCGAUAACGAACGGGAGAGUAAUGAACGGCGGUGUAACCGACUCGAAGAUCAACAUAACGUCAAAUCCACUUGCCGGACUCGAUACGUCUGAAGACAUAAUACAGCCUAAGGUCGGUAUUUACUAUUCGAUAUUAAGGAGACUAGUCUUUUCUAGCUUUAGCAAAUUGGUCGCGUGCUGUCCUUAAAAAAAAAAAAAAAAAACAUUCUACUUGCACAAUUCUCUGCACUCUCUCUCUGGGAGCCGCUUUUCUUUCCGUUAUUUUCCGAACACCACACACGUACGUUACACACUAUCUACACGCCUGUGCCUCUCUGCCUCGAGUGAGAUCUGAAAGAAGCGAAACAAAACACGCAUGUUUCUAAACAGACCGGGCAACAGUCGCCGAUGGAAAUGGCCUCGUUUCUUAACGGGCAAAACAACAGCAACAACAACCAUAACAACAGCGACACAGCUGGAACUGACCAGUGAAAACGCAUCAAUAGACUGAGAGCCCCCUCUGCUCCAGGGAUCACUGCCUGUUGUAAUAUAAUACUUUCGCAAACCGUUUUUUACUCCGUGCUUUGAGAAAAGUUCUCUCGCCACAGUACUCGGGGCCAUAGAUGUUCCAUUUCUGUCAACUAUUUGUCUACAUCGCGACGAAGAGACUAUGCCAAGAAAAUGGCAUGUAAACGUUGUCGCUUCAUAUUUUCUUUUUUUUUUUUUUUUUUUUUUAUUUUUUAUUGAAAGACUUUUAAAAACUUUAUUUUUUUUUUAGGUUUACCAACGGACGAACCGUUUCAAGACAUUUACAGGGUGUCACAUUAGGUAUGCUCAAGUGUAUCAAUCGCGAUUGUUAGAUACGCAUUUACCUAACGAUUAUCGCAUCCAUCCUACGUAUUUAGGACUUCUUUCCGUUUUCUUUUGCGCAAUGAAAUUGCGACUCUGUUCAAGCUCAAAGUAGGAAAUCGACGGUCGACCGUGAAGUGGUUAAAAUUCGCUGUGUACCUGUCUCCACUUUCUCAUCUCUUUCAUCUCUCUGUCUCUCUGUUGGUGUCUUUCACUCGACCCUUUGUUUCCCUUUUGUGUCCACUUGAUGGUCGACGAUCAGCGAGUUUUCGUUUGUAAUUAGACACGCGAGAAUAGAGACUUUCAAAAACUCGUAAUCGAUAUAGUAUGUUCGUUCUUUUUUUUUUUUUUUUUUCUACUCGUGACGUGCUAGCUUUUAUUAUGUAUUCGCCCAGUGUUUUAUGUAUACAUAUAUAUCGACUUUAGUCCAGGCAGCUUUCUAUUAAGUCACAUUUGUUCCCUGAACUUAAAUUAAUUAGCGUCCAUUAUCUUAUGUUGUAAAUACGCGAGAUUAUUAGUGAUUAUACGUUGCAUUCAGAGGCGAAUGAUCUUGUGCCUGAAUGAAAAAGACAGCUGUGUUAUGAUUGUAUUUUAUACACGUCUUAGAAUGUUGAGUCGACGACGCUGGAAUUCCAGUUUGAAAAUUCCGGGAACCUUUUGUCUCUAUUUCGAAUUGUCAUUGCGUCGUCAUUGCGAAGUAUUGUGCCGUACGUACGUACCGUGAUUAUUUAUAAUACAUUGUCAUCGUUGAAACCGACAGAAACAACGAUUCUAUAACGGAAUGAUUUUUGCAUUCAGACAAAGAGUGGACGAGCCGCCGCACGCCACUGCAAUAAUGGAAAUAAUUCAGUGAACAUACGUCGCCAACAGUAUUUGUUAUAUAAUGUCGAGAAAUUAACCUGUAAUAGCAGUAUUUUCCUAGCCUCGAGCUCUUACGCACGUAUACAACGUCCUUUCAAUAAUCAACGUUAGAUUCCUGACGGUAAUCAAGCUUUAUGAUAACACAUCUGGGG